AUGAGGAACAAGAAUACGAAGAGGAAGGCGGUGGAGGUGGAGGUGGAGGUGGAGAAGGAUUCAGAGGACUGGUGCUUCCAAUGCAAAGAUGGUGGAGAUCUUCUUAUUUGCGAUUACAAGGAUUGUUUAAAAGUUUAUCAUCCGGAGAAAAUAGACUUCAACAAUGGUGAUACUUUUGAGUGCCUAUUUAAGCAGUGUUGGGAAAUUUUGAAGGAACAAGAAGGUUUCACUUUGGAUGAUGUCUAUUCUGCAUAUGCCACAUUAAAGGGAACAAAUUAUAAUGGCAGAUUUGAUUCAGUAAAUAUUGUUGAUAGUGACGGAAGUAAGGACCUGACAACAUCAGACUGUGAGACUAGUGCCAUAGAGUUUCAGAAGACAGUAGGAACAAAGAAGAGAUUUCAGCCAAUGGAAUUUAAAGGAUGGGGUUCCAAACCACUCAUUGAAUUCCUGAGAUCAAUAGGGAAGGACACAACCAAGAAGUUAUCCCGGUUUGAUGUGGAGUGUAUCAUCUCUUAUUACAUCAAGGAUAACAACCUCCCAAAACAGAAGAAAAUGGUUCAAUGUGAUAAUAAUCUGUAUUCCAUCUUCAAACAGAAAUCCAUCAAUACGACAAAAUUAUAUCAACUUCUGGAGGAACAUUUUGCAGAAAUUACUGUAAUAGAGGACAGUGGAAAUCAGGAUGAAGAUGAAAUCAGUUUGGAAGAUAAGAACAAAGGUACAAAGAGCAAGAAGAGAAGAGUUAUGAGCUCAGAUGUCAUAACAACUGAUGAAAUCAAAAGUCCUAGCAUACAUAAAAGCUGCUUUGCAUCCAUUAUUGCUGAGAAUAUGAAGCUUGUUUACAUAAGGAGGAGCCUAGUAGAAGAUUUUUUGAAGGAGCCCUAUCAUUCAGAAAGCAAGAUACUGGGGAGUUUCGUGAGAGUGAAAAAUGACCCUCGAGACUAUCUUCUGAGAAAUAGUCACCAGCUUUCACAAGUUAAAGGCAUGAAGAAAAUCACGACAACUAAUGGAGCAGGCUUCGAAAUUCUCCUGCAAGUUUCCUGUUGUACAAAAGAUAUUCCCAUUUCUUUGCUAGCAGAUACUGACUUCACUCAGGAAGAAUGUGAAGAUUUGCGUCAACACAUCGCCAAAGGCUUGCUAGAGAAACCUACAGUCGCUGCGCUUCAAGAGAAGGCAAAAGUUCUCCAUGAGGACAUAACUAAGCAUGCAAGUAUCUCUAACUCUUUGCCUAUUGACAUAUUUACGUGUAACCUCUUUUGA
Molecule: messenger RNA, 1257 nt
Organism: Fragaria vesca subsp. vesca
Lineage: Eukaryota; Viridiplantae; Streptophyta; Magnoliopsida; Rosales; Rosaceae
Product: zinc finger CCCH domain-containing protein 19-like
Exons: 6
Coding region: 1-1257 (418 amino acids)
Molecular function (GO): DNA binding
Source: RefSeq, a predicted model, not a curated record